UAAAUAAACAGAAUUUUUAAUUGGUUGGCCGCUCUACGCGGAUUGAAUAUAAUGCUAACUCCGACCAUAUUAAUUACGUAAUAAAUUUCUGAUUAGAAAUCAAAGUUAUCUUAUCUUAUCAGAUACAGAUUCCCAUCAGAUAAAAAUAGCCGCUUUCUCAAACAUCCAAAGUUGAAAUCAAAAAAAAGCGCCGGCCAUCAACAAAUACACGUCGCCUUGAACUAUACCUGUUUCCCAGAGCAAAACAUCGCAGAUAUUGUAUUGCUCUAUCAUUCAUAACUUCUCUAUACCAUGCACAAGAGUAUUCCCUCUUCCGCCGUCUUCCGGCGUAUCGGACCGACGCCUGCUCGACAACCGUUCGGCCAAACGUACAGCAGAAUUGCUCAACGCGACAAGGAACAGUGUUUUCUCUGUCAAAACGGACUAUACAGACGGCUUACACACUCUCAGUCUCGGAAAUUCAACACUCUAUGCUCCCUGCCCUUCCAGAGCCCACUACCGAGAGCUGCUUCCAGACGAGCCGAACCUGCAUCGCAACCAACCUCCGAAGAUAUAUCACCGGGUCUGGCUGCAAAAAUCCCUGAUAUUACGACACACUACACUAUAUUCCCCAAAACUUUGCCGAAAGGUCCUCCGCCAAAGGGUGCAUUUGACAUUUCGCUACCCGACCUUCGCCGCGAAUUCCUCUCCCUCCAAGGCCUUGCACACCCGGACAAGUUUCCUGAAGGCCCAGCAAAGCGAAAAGCGGAAGCCCUAUCGUCCCGAAUUAAUGAAGCCUACCGUGCGUUAGGGGAUCCAUUAGCUCGCGCGCAGUACCUUCUCGCCUCCCAGUAUGAUAUCGACGUGACAGCCGAGGAUGGCGCCAACAAACACCCGCAAAGCCCCGAGACCCUAAUGCAGGUGAUGGAGGUGCAGGAAGCCGUUGAGGAGGCAGAAGACGAGAACGUAAUCGCCGACUUGAAGGUGGAAAAUGAGGAGCGGAUUGCGCAGACGGUGAACGAAAUGGGUAAGGCUUUUGAGUCGGGCGAUAUCGACAGUGCUACGAAGCUGUGCUCUAAGCUUAAAUUCUGGUACACGAUUCGAACUGGACUGAGAGAAUGGGAACCGGGAACUAGAAGUGUCAGGCUGGUCCAUUGAGUGCUGGAGGAUGUGUUGAUGAUCAUGGGACGUAUAUUGGACGAAACCGACCUUGUAAAUAAUUGUACUUUUUUCUCAACUAGAAUGUAUACACAUGCCUAGAAUAGAGCUCGAAUACAGAAUUUUAUGCCAUUUAUUCCAAGUAUCUGUGAAGGUAUCAACACCUCCGUAAAUUAGCUAUAUUGUGGGUAUGACGUAUCAAUUGCAUUUGCCAGUCUGAUGAUGCUUGUUAUAACAACACCUCAACGCGCCAAACUCCGUCCACUCUUUUUCAACUCUCUCGACACACUUCGAUGGAGAAGUCUAACACCGGAUGGAUGGCCUUACGGGCAGGCUGAAACAGGCCGGCCUGGCCGUCUGGC
Trichophyton rubrum CBS 118892 is the source of this 1499-nucleotide messenger RNA. RefSeq names its product Fe-S protein assembly co-chaperone HscB. Gene Ontology annotation, molecular function: protein-folding chaperone binding; ATPase activator activity. The coding region runs from base 292 to 1137 and encodes 281 amino acids. Lineage: Eukaryota; Fungi; Ascomycota; Eurotiomycetes; Onygenales; Arthrodermataceae. Gene Ontology annotation, cellular component: mitochondrion. Gene Ontology annotation, biological process: [2Fe-2S] cluster assembly; protein complex oligomerization. The transcript has a single exon. The record is from RefSeq and is a predicted model, not a curated record.